UUUUUCAGAAAAGAAUUCCACAAGACUUUCUGAAGGAAGACAUCAUCAGGUUAAGUUAGCAAUCGAAGACAUUGUGUUUUGAAAUAUGAUUAAUCUCCUGAUGCAGCAUCAGAGGCUCACAGUAUUAAUGGCCAUAUUUAGUGCUCACAUGGUCUUCUGAAGAAGCCAUGGGUAGCUGCUGUAGCUGUCCAGAUAAAGACACUGUCCCAGAUAACCGUCGGAACAAGUUUAAGGUCAUUAAUGUGGAUGACGAUGGGAAUGAGCUAGGCUCUGGCAUCAUGGAGCUCACAGACACAGAGCUGAUUUUAUACACCCGAAAACGGGACUCGGUAAAAUGGCACUACCUCUGCCUGCGGCGGUACGGCUAUGAUUCAAAUCUGUUUUCUUUUGAAAGUGGUCGAAGAUGUCAAACUGGACAAGGGAUCUUUGCUUUUAAGUGUGCCCGUGCAGAAGAAUUAUUUAACAUGUUGCAAGAGAUUAUGCAAAAUAAUAGUAUAAAUGUAGUGGAAGAGCCCGUUGUAGAAAGGAGUAGUCAUCAGACGGAACUGGAGGUCCCUAGAACACCUCGAACACCUACAACACCAGGGCUUGCUGCUCAGAGCUUACCUAACGGGUACCCCCGCUACCCCUCCUUCGGAGAUGCUUCAUCCCACCCGUCCAGCCGGCACCCUUCUGUGGGAAGUGCUCGCUUACCUUCAGUUGGUGAAGAAUCCACACACCCUUUGCUCGUGGCUGAGGAGCAAGUUCAUACUUAUGUAAACACUACAGGUGUGCAAGAAGAGCGAAAAAACCAUGCAAGUGUGCAUGUUCCCACAGAGGCAAGAGUUUCUAAUGCUGAAAGCAACACACCAAAAGAAGAACCAAGUAGCACUGAUGACAGAGACCCUCGGGUUCUUCUUAAACCCGAAGGAGUCAAGUUUGUUUUAGGACCAACCCCUGUUCAGAAGCAGUUAAUGGAAAAGGAGAAACUGGAGCAACUUGGACAAGACCAAGUUAGUGGGACUGGUGCGAAUAGCACAGAAUGGGACACUGGCUAUGACAGUGAUGAACGAAGAGAUGUGCCCCCUGUUAACAAGCUGGUGUAUGAAAAUGUAAACGGGCUGUCUAUCCCUAGUGCCUCGGGGGUCAGGAGAGGUCGUCUGACAUCCACCAGCACCUCAGAUACUCAGAAUAUCAACAACUCGGCUCAGAGAAGAACUGCAUUAUUAAACUAUGAAAACCUACCGUCUUUGCCUCCCGUUUGGGAAGCCCGCAAACUCAGUAGGGAUGAAGAUGACAGUUUAGGACCAAAGACUCCAUCUCUAAAUGGCUACCAUAGUAACCUAGACCCAAUGCAUAACUAUGUUAAUACAGAGAAUGUAACAGUGCCGGCAAGUGCUCACAAAAUAGACUAUUCAAGGCGUCGAGAUUGUACACCAACAGUCUUUAACUUUGAUAUCAGGCGCCCCAGUUUAGAACACAGGCAACUCAACUAUAUACAGGUGGAUUUGGAAGGCGGCAGUGACUCUGAUAACCCCCAGACUCCAAAGACGCCUACCACUCCCCUUCCACAGACCCCUACCAGGCGCACAGAGCUGUAUGCUGUGAUAGACAUCGAAAGAACUGCUGCUAUGUCCAAUUUGCAGAAAGCACUGCCACGUGACGACGGUACAUCUAGGAAAACUAGACAUAAUAGUACUGACCUGCCCAUGUGAGCCUGGAAAGCAUUACAUUGUUUGCACCUUCAUGAAGUUUUUAAAAAUGAAGAUGCAAUCCUUCAUUUUCAUUUAUACACUAACUCCUUUUAUAGACUGAUAAACUUUUUUCCUGAAUAUUUCAUGUGCAUCUUUAAAGGGAAUUAAUGUAGAGCAGGUACUCAUUAAAGAACACUAAUUUCAUUAUAUUCUACUCAUUGUUGUACGGCAGCAUUCCCAUGUUCACAGUGCCUAUUUAAAAUGAGAUCUGAAGUGAAUGACAUGCUGGUUGGUUUAUAUUCAAUAUCCUGGACAAUGCAUUUCUUUCAUGUCUAAGUUGUGGUUGGCAUUUAAACCUUUUAUAAAGUCUCUCGAUAUGUUCAUUGCUAACGUAACUCUAGGCUUUGAGAGUAACACUCGUAGAUUCACUGUUCACAGUAUAUGGUCUCCAGCAUGUAACGUGAGGAUCUUAGUUUGUUAAUUAAAGGCUUUUUGACUUGGGCCAAAACUUGUGUAAAAGAAACAAGAGAACCACACCUCCUUUUGUACCAGUCAGCUCCUCUGUCUUUCAAUGUUACUAGACAGAGUCCAGUAUCAUGAAUAUAGUUGUGUAUUGGAAGGCAGGCAGGAGACUAUUUGUUUACUCAUCUCAUGGUGUCAUUUGAAGGGCAUGUCCAGAUAUUAUCUUACUCAGAAUUAUGGUGGAUUUAGGAAUCAGUCUCAGGUCACUCUACCCAAAAACAUUUUAAAAUCCACACCAUGAUCUCUUGGCAUUUCUUUGCAAUAGAUUUUGACAUCACGUUGUUUCUGGAGACAUUUAUGCCAUUAAAUUCCCGUUUAGCUUCAAGUUUUUUCCCCUUUGGUAUUUGGGUGUCUUACUUUAUGUAAAAGUGUCUUUUAUUUGCCUGAUGUAAUUGUCUUCUCUGAGGCUCACUGCCUUUGUCUGCUAACCUUUGUCUAGUCCUGGAAGCUUCUAGCCUCCGUACAAUCUAAUCUAGGCCUAGAAUGUUCUCAGCUUCUGGGACUGACUGCUGAAUAAAUUCACCCUUCCUGGCUCUUUGAACUCUGGCUGGCUACUUCAACUCAGCUAUUUUGACUCAAACUGCUCUCCAAGCUGACUGAUUCAAUCUGGCUUCUCUUAGCUUCUGAGUGAAUUGCUCUGCUCAGCCUCAUACUAACUGUGGCAAUGCAUUCUAAUCUCCUGGCUCCUCCUCAUUCUCUGACUGGUUCUCUAUUCACCUGUGUCUAGCUUGUUCUCUCUCCAAGUUGUCUCUGUAAAACUCUCCCAGUAAAACGGCCUCCUCCCUCCCUCUGUGCUAUUCUUUCUUAAGUAGCUUCUUUUCCCUCUGUUCUCAUGAGAGUUGGGCAUAUCCUAUUCUGUCAAAUCUUUUCUUAUUCAUCACUUUGUCGGCCUCAAUUAGACAUCACUUUGAAACAUGGGUGCUUCCUUCUACAAACUGACUUUACCUUCAUUGUUUUGGAUUAAAGGUGUGUACUAAGAGUGUGUCUGCAUUCCAGCCGGAUCACACAGAACCUGGAAGGUCUUUGGAUGUGAUCAGAGCAGCCAUGUUGCUGGAUUAAAAUUUCCUCCCUAAGUUUGUUUUAUAAUGUCUUUUUCAAUUUUUCACAAUACAAUGCUUGAGUUUGUGUAUCACUUUGGAAUGGGAUUGUGUGUUUAUUGUUACUGAGUUUGCAUGUUUGUCAAGUCAUGGUCUUGAGGGUCCAUUUGGAACUUAUUUUCUCACAGGGUUGCCCUUGUCCAGUAUUUAUUUAUCUGCUGUUUACUUUUCAAGCUGGUGACAAGAAGCAUUGUCUCAAUUUUAAAUUUCAUUUGUGUCCAUAGGUGAUCUGUUUAGUAGCUAAGAAAAAGAAGGUACUCUUAAGCAUUUAAGUUUCCCACAGGUACUGUCCCCGUGUGGGCGUGUCCCCAGCACUUUAGCAGGGAUGCUCCCAGUGACAUGGCUGCAGGCCCACUCUGCUGCCCUCUCACUUGGAGCUGGGCUCCAUCAUUUUGGUGAGCUAUUCAUGUUGUUGCCAGCAUAGCAGGUACAGAGAAGUCUUGAAGCAACGCGAUUAUGUCAUAAUUGAGGAUCUGAAAUGAACUAAAGUUUAUAUAAACUACUAAGAGUCCAGAUGUUGAACUGUUGGAAAUUAAGAAUGUUCCAGGUUCCCAAACCACUGUAUAAUAAAAAGAAGAGUAGAAGGGCAGGUAACACUAUAAGAUAUCUUACUUUUU
Acomys russatus (golden spiny mouse) is the source of this 3909-nucleotide messenger RNA. It is a transcript of the gene Frs2, whose product is annotated as fibroblast growth factor receptor substrate 2. Gene Ontology annotation, cellular component: cell-cell junction; cytoplasm. The transcript is spliced from 8 exons. The coding region runs from base 168 to 1694 and encodes 508 amino acids. The record is from RefSeq and is a predicted model, not a curated record. Lineage: Eukaryota; Metazoa; Chordata; Mammalia; Rodentia; Muridae. Gene Ontology annotation, biological process: cell surface receptor protein tyrosine kinase signaling pathway.